GUUGCCAUUCCAGUAAAUUCAGUUUGAAGUUAUCUGUCUUUCUUCAUGUUUCUGGUUACCUAACUGCACUGAUACUUGCUGAGUUUUUUAUGCAAAGGGAGUGACAAAAUAUUGGAAAACUUAACUUAUCUGACUUAUCAAACUGUCCGUGGUUUGUGGAUUUGCUGUUCCGCCCCGUGACUGUUCAAGUUUGUCCCUGUGUUGUUGCCGUCAUGCCGGGCGUCGUGGACCGAAUGGAGCUGAGGAAAGUCCCCACUCUGGACGAUGACAGUCAGGACAGUCUGGAGGACCACUACCCCGACCCCAUUGACUCUGAGAAGGCCACCAUCAGCAGCAGUCAGUAUCUGGAUGACAACGAAGACGCAGAGAGUCAGAAGUUUCUGUCAAAUGGACUCAUGAAGAAGAAGAAGUACGAAGAGUACCAUGAAGAAUAUCAUCCUGGACACGCCUCCUUUGGCAUGUCUGUUUUCAACCUCAGUAACGCCAUCAUGGGCAGCGGGAUCCUGGGGCUGUCCUACGCCAUGGCCAACACAGGCAUCAUUCUCUUCACUGUUUUAUUGAUUGGAGUGGCCAUCCUCUCACUCUACUCUGUGCACCUCCUGCUGAUGACCGCCAAAGAAGGAGGGUCACUAAUCUAUGAAAAGCUGGGGGAGAGAGCAUUCGGAUGGCCAGGGAAAAUGGCAGCUUUUGGCUCUAUUAUAUUGCAGAACAUAGGAGCCAUGUCAAGCUACCUCUUCAUUGUGAAAUAUGAGUUACCAGAAGUCAUACGGGCAUUUUUAGGACUGGAGGAAAACUCUGGUGAAUGGUACAUGAAUGGGAACUACCUGGUGGUGUUUGUCUCCAUCGGCAUCAUUUUACCUUUGGCCAUGUUGAAAAACCUCGGUUACUUGGGCUACACCAGUGGAUUCUCGUUGACAUGCAUGGUGUUUUUUCUGGGAGCGAUAAUCUAUAAGAAGACUCAGCUUCCGUGCCCUCUGCCGUUCUUCCACCACAACUUGGCCAACUUCAGUUCAAACAUCUCAGACAUGCACAGUUAUAACAGUACGGGGCUGAUGGACUUCUCCAGAGCAGAUGUGUCCCCUGUGCACAGUACCCCAGACGCCCACCACAUCACCGGGAUACAGUUUGAACCACACCCUGAUGCUGAAGAGAUGUGCACACCUAAAUACUUCAUCUUCAACUCGCAGACUGCCUACACUGUCCCCAUCCUGGCCUUUGCUUUUGUGUGUCAUCCAGAGGUGCUUCCUAUCUACAGCGAGCUCAAAGACCGAAGCAGGAAAAAGAUGCAGAAUGUCUCAAACCUGUCCAUCUUGGCUAUGCUGAUCAUGUACAUGCUGUCCGCCCUGUUUGGAUACCUCACCUUUUAUGAUAAUGUUGAGGCUGAGCUGCUGCAUACUUUUACGAAGGUCUAUAAGUUUGAUACGUUGCUGCUUUUGGUGCGUUUGGCUGUGCUGACCGCUGUGACCCUGACCGUGCCGAUUGUGCUAUUCCCGAUCCGUUCGUCCAUCACCACUCUUCUGUUCAGUAACCGUGAGUUCAGUUGGAUCAGACACAUGCUCAUCGCCGCUGGGAUCCUGGUCUUCAACAACCUCUUGGUCAUUUUUGUGCCCACCAUCAGGGACAUCUUCGGCUUCAUCGGGGCCUCUGCUGCCACCAUGCUCAUCUUUAUUUUACCUUCUGCUUUCUACCUGCGCCUGGUCAAGUCAAAACCUAUGAGCUCACCGCAGAAAAUUGGGGCGGCCAUCUUCCUCGUGGUGGGAGUCAUCUUCAUGAUUGGCAGCUUGUCCCUCAUCAUUCUUGACUGGGUGCACAACCCCCCAGGCUCCAGCGGCAGUCACUAAAAACAAAAAACUAUUUUGCUGAACCGUGCAGCGAAAACCAAUCACCUCUUUUUUGGAGACAGCCCUGUUUUUCCCUAUGGGGGGACAGCAGCUUUCUCUUUCUACAUUAAACAUGGUUACAGUAUUGACUCAUAUGCUGCAAUGGGAAGACAUCGACACAUAUCACUGGAGGAAAACUUUCUUUGUUGCUGCCAAGAUCAGGAUGUGAAAUAAUUUAACAAUCCCUAAAGAGAGAGAGAGGGAGACAUCCAACAUGGCAUCUGUACCACCAAGAAGGCGUCAUGAUUGAACAAGCUCGUCAUAUCCCGCUCUGAUGAGACAAUGGGCACCAGUGACUGUACCUCCUGUGCACUUGAAGACACUUGGAAACUAUGUAGUCCACUGAGACACAAGCAAAGCACUUCUUAGCAUUAACUUCCACUUUGAACGCACUGGCAAAGUGGAGUAGCCAAUCAUAAAGCAAUCAACUUCUCAUAGGCGGUUGGUCAGUUAGGCCUACCCAAAAUAUUGCAGAAAUACAGUUUAUUAUAAGGCUAGAAUCCUCAAACCGUGUGCAUUGUAGGUUCACCAGUUUUACUACCAUAGAGAAUCCGUCAAUAUGAAUGCACAGCAUGUUAGCCAGUGGACAGUCUCCUUAUUGCCUUUUUAAUCGAACAACUAACAAUUUUUAACACGUGAUUCUGAUUGGCUUUGCAUUGCUUCACAAAAAGUAACGUUAGCCUAAUUUAUUUAAGUUAUCCAAAUCAGGGUUUCACAGUGAUAAAUUAUUAAACAGCUGUAUGCAGUUGUCAACACACAAGCCAAGUACAAUCAAUACUUCAUCUGUGCCAUAAGAAACAAGCAGCUUUAUUUAAUUAAGUUUUGAAAAAUAACACUUUUAUUUUUCUAACAUUUUAAUAGGCCUACAUGUAUUGUUAUGUAAUCAAAGUGCCUGGGCUAAAUCGAAUGUGUCCAACUUUAAAUAGCUUAAAUUGCUUUCUAAUUUAAAUUAAGCUAAAAUCAAUUGAGAGCGAAGAACGUUGUCAUUUGUAUUGGCAUUUGCAACAUCAAAAGAUAACUAAAAAUAUAGGCGUUUGAUCAACCAAGUCAAACAAAAACGUGUUCCCUCAUUGCAAAAGCCAAAUAGUUUUUAAAGGGUCAGGGGCACCUCGGUAUAAAACAAAUUCAAUUCACCUCACAGUUAAUUUAAUCUUGAGCACAGAUUGUCGUGUAAUUAUAAUAAGAACUUUCACUUAAAACUUUAACUUGUGACAAAUUGAAGCUAUUGGAUUUUAAUCAAGGUAAUGCAUGUGCUGAAAAACAGGCAGCAUUAGGCCUAGUGUUUGUUGAGUCCACUGAAAAAUGACAGCACAUUUAUACCAAACACAUUCUGCGUCUAAAUCACUACAUCAUAUACGUACAAGGUUAUACUAGUAUAAUAUCCAUGCAUUUAUGUAUUGUUUAUCACAUACCAGCAAAUAAGUCUUCCUAUCACCCCAGACACUUUCUCGUUUCAGGUGUUACCAGGCCAACCAAUGUGAUGUAGUAAUGUGCCCUAGAUCUUAAAGGUGCUCUGUGUAACUUUUAGGUUGGGGGUCUGAUUACCGACUUUCUUAUAUGCAGAUGUCAUUGCUCUGCCUGGAAUGUUCCAUAGUGUGAUAUGAAACAGUUUUACCUUAAAUUUAUUCAAUUGCAGGUGGUUUUAGAGCUCAAAAAUACCUAGAAAACAGGCAUUCUGUGAGCGGGGUUUCCUCUCCACAGAUCUGACCUGUAACUUGGUUCGGUUUGGUCUCCAUGAAGAUAGAAAGGUUUAAUACCAUACUGUGAAAUAUUCCAGACAAAGCAAUAGCAUCUCUAUGGAGAAAAGCGAAAUGAAAGAGAAAAUUUGACAGUCCCCCCACCAGAAAACUUUAACUCAAGAAUCAUACCCCUUGUAGCACAUAGACACACAAUAGGGUCCACUCUUUUCAUACAGACUUAUUAUGAGGUGUGCCUUUGAGUUUUUCCCACAGAUACAUUUUAUAUAUUUUGGUGCCUCCUCUCUCUGCCACGUUUCAUGUCGUGAACACAUCCAACCAAAGUGGACAGCCUUUUAUAGAUCUUUUGUGGAUCUAUGUACAUGAGUCGAAUAGAUAUUUCAAAUGAAAUAGUGUAUUAUGUGCAUGUUUUUGGAUUCAAACUUGGUCUUUUUGGACAUUUGUAUAUGCUCUGUAAAUAUUAUUUUAUGGUACACUGUUUGUUUGCGUGGGUUGUUAGGGGUUGUUCAGCCUUAUUCAAGUCAAUGGCAAUCCACUGUUAUGUUUUAGUACAUACUAUAUAUAUCUAUAAAUAUAUUGUGCUUUAGUUUUUGCUCUUGCUGUAUGACAGUAGUGUUUUACCUUUCUUUUAAGCUUGUAUAUUUUUAGAAUUAUCUAUCUAUCAUUUAACUAUUUUUUAUCUACAGUCUAUUUCAAGCUAUGAUCACGUUUGUGGGCUCCACUGACCAAAAUUCACUUGAAGUCGAAGUAUUUCUUGCAAACAGUGCCAUAUCACCUUUUAAAAGUACAGUAACACUAUAAGCUGGGUUCACAAUUCAGUGUAACGUUGUCAAUGUAACUAAAUGCAUGCGAAGUCUCACUCACUGCUGUCAUGCAAUCGUCGUAAAACUUUUGGUGGGGUUUACUUGACUUGAGGUAUGACGUUACUUGAAAUGGCUCAUUCUCUGAUCGUAAUGAAUGUUUAAAGUAAUUUUCAUGAUUAUUCUAAGUGAUUUUGAUUGUAAUCCUUGUAACUAUAUAUUGUGGCUUGUUCCUGCUAUAAUAUUGGUUGUUAAGAUUCUAAUCAGACAAUUAUACCAACGUGCAUCUUAAAAAAAUAUGAAAGCUCUUAAAUUUGCAACUAAAUUUCAAAGUGCUCUUCUCUUGGGAAUUGGAUUAAGUGUAUAUUUUUGUAUGAUAUUCAUAGAUAUUCAUUGGCUUAUUUUUUUAUUAAAUUGAAGGCAUUAAGCUGUAAACACAUUCCUGAAUAAGUUUAAUUUAUUUCAGUGGCACAUAAACUAAAUAAUAUACCAUAUUAGCUAUAUUACAAGAAGUUUAAACCAUUGCAUUUUGACUAGACUAAAUACAGUUUAAUCUUAUGUUAGUAACUUGUCUGAGUAGAACCACUGGAGUCACUUGUAAUCAACCUUUUAUUCUAUUAUGAAUGUAAUCAGAUAACAGUUCAUUUGGUUUUGAUAUUAUUCAUUAUAAUGAUUGUUAUGAAAUCUUAACAUCUAUGAUUCAUUAGAUUUGACAUGAAAUGGUUAAUUGAAUCUAAUAAUUAAAACAUAUAGGCCUAGUGUUGGCAUAAAUAGCAGGACACCACAGUGCAUGAACCCCAGUUUAUACGGACUCAGGUUUGACCCAAAUACCUGUCCCCUGUCUCACCUGUCCUCCCCUUUGCUUGAUUGAGCCGAGCUGUACAAUCCUGUCCUAUGUUGUAUAUACUGAGUGUAUAUAUGUGGGCUUUGGACCUGUGGUUGUGGUCCAUAGCCUUCAGUAGACAGUGCUUGUAGAGAUACACCUACACACCUGCCUUAUUUUUCUAUGGAGCCUCGGCCAGGAGGAGCUCGGUCUCCUGUGGAUCAGGCUGAACAUUCACGUUUGUAUUUUGAACCCAGUCAAAGGGGAUGUUUUUGUAUCGGUGACGCUGUUUCGUUAUGAUGAAUACAAAUAAAAAUGUGAAAGAGACAA
Boleophthalmus pectinirostris (great blue-spotted mudskipper) is the source of this 5530-nucleotide messenger RNA. RefSeq names its product solute carrier family 38 member 4 (gene slc38a4). The transcript has 16 exons. Lineage: Eukaryota; Metazoa; Chordata; Actinopteri; Gobiiformes; Gobiidae. Gene Ontology annotation, molecular function: amino acid transmembrane transporter activity. Gene Ontology annotation, biological process: amino acid transmembrane transport. The coding region runs from base 213 to 1841 and encodes 542 amino acids. The record is from RefSeq and is a predicted model, not a curated record.